This is a messenger RNA of Sardina pilchardus (European sardine), 1518 nucleotides long. RefSeq names its product PHD finger protein 21B (gene phf21b). The coding region runs from base 1 to 1518 and encodes 505 amino acids. The transcript is spliced from 13 exons. Lineage: Eukaryota; Metazoa; Chordata; Actinopteri; Clupeiformes; Clupeidae. The record is from RefSeq and is a predicted model, not a curated record.
AUGGUGACCGCACACAUUAACGGACAAAAGGCGGCGAGCUCGGAGCCGCUGCAGACGUCGCCCAUCAACCUCCAAACGGCGAGCCGCAUGACGACGACGGCAAGCAGCGGCCACCCCUACAGCCGCAGAGUAGGAGAGCUGCCCCACUCACAGAUGCUGGGAACACUCACUGCUGUGCCCAUAAAGGUGCCUCAGGUCAGCUCUCUGCACCGGCUGGCAGGGCAGGCGUCCACAGUGCUACCUCAGGUUAGGCCAAAGACCAUGAUCCCGGACAGCCUCCCGGUCAGCCCGUGUCAGCAGGAGCAGCAGUCCAGCCAGCCGGUGCAGCUGGUGCAGUCGGUGCAGCCGCUCAGCCUGAUGCGCAGCAGCCACAUGCAAAUGCCCGCUACGCCCAUUACGCCUCCCGGGGCCGUGGUGUCCACGGGGAGCGCCAGCUCCAGCUCCAGCCCGGGCGUGGCCUACGCCAUCAUCUCCACGCCAACCGCAGCCGCGGGCAACGGGGUGGCGGCAGUCAGCGAAGCGGUGAAGGUCCAGCCGCUGCUGUUCAGCACUGACAACAAGGUGAUCAUCAUCCAGCCUCAGCUCCCCAGCGGCUCGCAGGAUUUGCCAGCACCUCAGACCGACAGCCAAUCACAGUCCGAGUGCAGUUCCGCCCCCGCCUCACCAGCCAAGAAGAAGGAGGAAGUGGACCCUGAGAAAAUUGCCUUCAUGGUUGCACUUGGCCUGGUCACCACCGAGCACUUGGAGGAGCUCCAGAUCAAGAGGCAGGAGCGGAAGAGAAGAAGCACAGCCAACCCAGCCUACAGUGGCCUGUUCGAGCCAGAGCGCAAGCGUCUCGCAUCCAAUUACCUGAGCAAUCCACUCUUCCUAUCAGCAAGAGACCCAGAGGACUUGUGCUGGAAGGAGGAGCUGGAGCAUGACGACCACUGCGCCGUGUGUAAGGAAGAUGGCGAGCUGCAGCAGUGCCACACCUGCCCCCGCGCCUUCCACCCCGACUGCCUCCAUCCGCCUCUCAAAACGCCGCCCAAGGGUGUAUGGAUGUGCCCCAAGUGCCAGAAGAAGGUACUGAACAAAGAGAAUAUGGCUUGGCCACACAACUUUGUCCAGUCAUACGUUACACACAAAACAAUGAAAGAGGAUGAGAAGAGGAAACUGCUGCGGAGGAACUGUGAGCUGAAGAAGGAGUGCGCUCACCUGGAAGAGCAGGACAACAGGCUCAGCAGCUCCCUCACAAAAUGCAUUGACCUGAAGGACAGGCUGCUGGAUCAGCAGCGAGAGACCCAGGCCUCUCUGGAGCGACUCAAGGCCCUCAUCCGCCUCAUCCAGCGGGACCAGGUCAUCCAGGUCACCAUGACGGCCACCACCACCACCACCGCCGGCGCCUCGCUCCUGUCCCUGCCCUGGAUCAAGCCCACCAGCAGCGGCGGGGCUAACUCGCCUUCUGCCGCCACAGCUCCCCCUAUGGGCUCCAGCACGCUCCUGCAGAAGAGUCUGCCUCAGCCCCAAGGCAACAACUGA